UCCACACCUCGCGAGACUCCGACGGCUUAGCAAUGGCGAGAUCGUGAGUGCCGCUGAUAGGAGUCAGAAGGGGCUGGAACGGGGCUCCGGCGAGAUCGGGCAGUGGGAGACUCAGCAAGAAAGGGCCACCUGAACCGGAGCGGCGGCUGGGGGCUCGGGCCCCUAUGGGGCCGGAUAGCUGCCCGCGACCAAGCUUCCGCCUCUCCCCCAGAUGCCGCGUCACUGCUCCGCCGCCGGCUGCUGCACACGGGAUACGCGCGAGACGCGCAAUCGCGGCAUCUCCUUCCACAGUGGCUAUCACAGGCUGAAGGAGGGUGCAGUUCCCACAAUAUUUGAGUCUUUCUCCAAGUUGCGCCGGACAGCCAAGACCAAGGGGCACAGUUACCCACCUGGUCCUCCCGACGUCAGCCGGCUCCGGCGAUGCAGGAAGCGUUGCUCUGAGGGCCGAGGGCCCACAACUCCUUUUUCUCCACCUCCACCUGCUGAGGUCACCUGCUUUCCUGUGGAAGAGGUCUCGGCACCUGCUGCUUUGCCUGCUUCCCCCACUGGGAGGCUGGAGCCUGGCCUCAGCAGCCCCUUCUCAGACCUCCUGGGGCCCCUGGGUGCCCAAGCGGAUGAAGCGGGCUGCAGCACCCAGCCCUCACCAGAGCGGGAGCCAGAACGCCAGCAAUCCCCUCUUGAGCCUCGGCCUGUCUCACCCUCAGCCUACAUGCUGCGCCUCCCACCCCCUGCUGGAGCCUACAUCCAGAAUGAGCACAGCUACCAGGUGGGCAGUGCCCUGCUCUGGAAGCGGCGGGCUGAGGCUGCACUUGAUGCCCUGGACAAGGCUCAGCGCCAGUUGCAGGCCUGCAAACGGCGGGAGCAGCGGCUGCGGCUGAGGCUAACCAAGCUACAGCAGGAGCGAGCACGGGAGGAGCGGGCACGGGAGAAGCGGGCUCAGGCAGAUGCCCGCCAGACUCUGAAGGAGCACGUGCAGGACUUCGCCAUGCAGCUGAGCAGCAGCAUGACCUGAGCGAGGGGCCACUGGACUCAGGACUGACUGAGGGGCUGCCUGUCAGGGCUACAAGCCUCUUCCUCAGAAUCCACCUGGAAAGGGACCUCAUGUGAGCUGCAUCCACCAGACCUACCAGGUGCCCUAAUAAAGUGGAUUCUAGCAGGCCCUA
Molecule: messenger RNA, 1163 nt
Organism: Phyllostomus discolor (pale spear-nosed bat)
Lineage: Eukaryota; Metazoa; Chordata; Mammalia; Chiroptera; Phyllostomidae
Gene: THAP7
Product: THAP domain containing 7
Exons: 3
Coding region: 212-1012 (266 amino acids)
Biological process (GO): regulation of DNA-templated transcription
Cellular component (GO): nucleus
Source: RefSeq, a predicted model, not a curated record